AAUAUUGUCAGAAAGAAGUUGCUACUUAGCCACUUAGCCACCAUCAAUUCCCGCAAAAUCCUAACGCGGUAAAUCCCUCCUCCGCAUCAAAAGUUCGCGCGAAUUUUCCGAUCAAUCUCCGGCGAUAAUUUUGGUUCGAAUCGUCGAAGGCGACGAGUAGUGAAUGAUUAGCAGAGUCGGCGCGCAUACUCUGAUCCGAUCAUCAUGACAAUCUCGUGCUCCGAUUGCUUCUCCGACCUUCUCUGUCGUGAGGACUCCGACGUCGUAAUCACCGGAGACGGUGAGAACUUGCCGGAAUGCUCCAAUUCGGAAUAUGAAUCUCUUCCUCCUACGGCGGAGCUCGAUGAAUCCAUCGCCGGCCUGAUCGAGAACGAGCAGAAUUUCGUCCCCGGGAUCGACUACGCCGAGCGGUUGCAAUCUCAGCCGAUCGACGCCGCCGCGAGAGAAGAUGCGAUUGCUUGGAUUCUCAAGGUUCACCGUUAUUACGGCUUCCAGCCACUCACGGCGUAUCUCGCCGUCAAUUACUUUGACCGUUUCCUCUACCAACAUCGUUUGCCGCAAACCAAGGGAUGGGCUAUUCAAUUGUUGUCCGUUGCUUGCUUAUCUUUGGCUGCUAAGAUGGAGGAACCUCUAGUUCCCCUGCUUUUAGACCUUCAGGUUGACAGUGAAAAAUACAUAUUUGAAGCGAAGGCAGUCCGUAGAAUGGAGCUUCUUGUGCUGAGUGUAUUGGAUUGGAGGCUACGAUCAAUUACACCCUUUAGCUUUCUUGACUUCUUCGCCUGCAAAAUUGAUUCAAUUGGGACUUUUAAACGCUCCCUUAUCUCAAGGGCCACAACCAUUAUUUUAUCAAAUAUCCAAGAGGCAUGCUUGGUGGAGUACAGGCCAUCAUGCAUAGCUGCAGCGGCCACCCUUUGUGCAGCCAAUGACUUGCCAGAUUUCUCUAGUGUCAACGCUGAACAUGCUGUGUCUUGGUGCCAUGGACUUCCCAAAGAAAAUAUCAUCAGCUGCUACCAAUUAAUGCAAAAAUGCGCCAUUGACAUUAGGCCAAGGAGAUUCCCGAAGGUGUUACCAAAGGUCAGAGUCAUGGCUCGUGCCAGUGUUGCGUGCAGUGACUUGUCAUCUUCGCCGUCAUUUUCAACGUAUGAUAAACGGAGAAAAUUGGGUGACAGUUUGUGGACAAAUGACGAUAGAGAAAGUCAUUCGGAAUAAGAAGGGGUAACAACAAACAGAAAAAAGUAAAAUUGGACUUAAGGUCUACAAUCCUAAAUACUCUUUUUAGUUGGGGUGGGGGGUGGGUGGGUUGGUUUUGAUGAUAGAAGUUGACAAGAGUGAUAAUGUAGAUUACUAAGUAGUGGCCGGUAUACAUAUAUAAUAAUGGGGAGUAUUUACAGUAUCCUAUGAAAGGUACAAUGCUAAGUAGGAUUUUUAUUUUUAAUUUAUGUACAGCGAGGUGCUGUACAGUGUCAAUUUUUUUUAAUAUAAUAAUAUAAUAAGUGUUUAUUUGGAUUUCUUUUAAUGGUGUGCAGAUUCCCGAGGGGAGGGGGUUGGUACAUAGUGUUAUUUUUGUGUGAGAAAAGUGGAAGGGAAGAUUGUUUUAUUUAUUUAAUAAUAAUAAUAAUAUAUGAAGCCACUAUACAUUAUUACUAGUGGAGAGUGAUGGAGUGUGUGAAGUGGGAAAUUGAAGUGAUUGAUGAGUUGAAUUCAAAGGGAGCAUUGAUUGUUGAAUGAAGGUAGGAAAUUAAGGAGGAGAAGGUGGGGACCGGUUGUGAAAAACCAAUUCAAUGGAGAAAUGGUGAAAUGGUGAUGAGAAAAUCAAUAUAGUUUGGCAAUAUCAAAUCAUGAAUUGAUUCACAUCUUGAAGUUUGAUUUUUUUGAAGAUUGAAUCAAUCAUGGCUGCUAGCUCCAUCUUCAUCAACGCUCAACUUCUCGGUAAGAUUCGUUCACAGACUAUUCAUUCUGUACAUCCUAAUCGUCCUCGACUUCUCUCGAACACGUGACAGCCAUAAAAUAAGAGAUAAUCCGUUGUUGGUGACGGUUUUUAUCAGGAAAAUAUCCCCUUUUUCUCCUUUGUCCUAACCAUAUAGGGAUAUACCGGAGAUUUUUUUUUUUUUUUGGUUUUUAUUUCAUUUUUCUUUAUUUGAGUGGCUUUCGUACCUUGGAUGGCCUACAUUAGGCCUAAACAUAUGUAUACAGUGGGUCUUUGGGGCCAUUUUUAACGCGUGAUGUAUCUUGAUUUAUGAAAGCAAAUUAUUUUUCGGUUA
Messenger RNA from Ipomoea triloba (trilobed morning glory), 2261 nucleotides. RefSeq names its product cyclin-D1-1-like. The transcript is spliced from 6 exons. Lineage: Eukaryota; Viridiplantae; Streptophyta; Magnoliopsida; Solanales; Convolvulaceae. The record is from RefSeq and is a predicted model, not a curated record. Gene Ontology annotation, biological process: regulation of cyclin-dependent protein serine/threonine kinase activity; mitotic cell cycle phase transition. Gene Ontology annotation, cellular component: cytoplasm; cyclin-dependent protein kinase holoenzyme complex; nucleus. Gene Ontology annotation, molecular function: cyclin-dependent protein serine/threonine kinase regulator activity. The coding region runs from base 205 to 1209 and encodes 334 amino acids.